Messenger RNA from Strongylus vulgaris, 534 nucleotides. The record is from the annotation of a GenBank genome assembly. Lineage: Eukaryota; Metazoa; Nematoda; Chromadorea; Rhabditida; Strongylidae.
AUGAAAAAUGAUGCUAACCAAACUCCAGCAAUUGCCGCCGUGUUACGAACGCCGUUCUACCGUGCGGCGCAGAUUGUUACGCUUAGCGAAUCUAUCGCUGCUAUUAUUUGCGUCGUAUAUGCCUUCGCUGCGUACAGGAAAAUGUUUAGUCUUCAUUUAAACAUAGCUCUACUACUAUAUUUGCUCUACAUAUCGUGUUUUAUUCAUGCAGUAGUCUAUUCCAUAUCUAAAAUCUAUCAACUCUACAUAUCCUUCUUCACAUCUAACCCAUGUCAUAUGUUUCUUCCAAGGACAUUUUAUAUCAUAUCCCAUAAUGUUAUUGUGUUUGGAAAUACUGGAGUGUUCAACACCUUAGCAGCUAUGGUCAUUGAACGAUGUGUGGCUACAGUACUAGUGGACACAUAUGAAAGAAGAUUUCACGCCCUUGGAUUCGUACUCUGUUCCGUAGUGCUAAUCAUCACUUCAAUGGAAUUAGGAUUUGGAUACGAGGCGGUAGCUGGAGAAUACCUGAUGACAAACAGUGUCAUGCAUCCG